AAAAGAAAACGUAUGUGUAUUGAAUAAAAAACCAAGUAAACGCAGAAACAGUCUAUGUACUCUGAAAACUGAAAAUCAAGUAAACGCAGAAACCCUAAUCGUGCCCCCCUUUCUCCCCGCGCCGCCGUGCUUCCACCGUCGCCCUACGCCUCCGUUCACAGUGGCAAUGGCGGAGGAACAAGUUGAGUUGAGGAUUUACAAUACCAUGACCAAGGAGAAGGAGAUCUUCACCACCAAAGAGCCAGGGAAGGUUUCCAUGUAUGUCUGUGGAGUUACCGCCUAUGACUACAGUCAUCUCGGUCAUGCACGUGCCGCCGUUUCUUUUGAUAUCCUCUACAGGUACCUCAAACAUUUGGGAUAUGAGGUGAAGUAUGUGCGGAAUUUCACUGAUGUUGAUGACAAGAUAAUUAAGCGAGCAAACGAGACUGGUGAGGAUCCUUUGGCGUUAAGCAACCGCUUUUGCGAUGAAUAUAAUGUUGAUAUGUCUGAUCUUCUGUGUGAGAGACCAUCUAAGGAGCCUCGCGUAUCUGACCACAUUGGUGAGAUUAAGGACAUGAUUACUCAGAUUAUCAACAAUGACUAUGCAUACGUGGUUGAAGGAGAUGUUUUCUUUUCUGUUGAAAAAUUCCCAAAUUAUGGCAUGCUGUCAGGGCAAAAGUUAGAACAUAAUAGAGCGGGAGAGCGAGUGGCUGUUGACUCAAGAAAGCGUCACCCAGCUGAUUUUGCUUUGUGGAAGGCUGCUAAGCCAGGCGAGCCUAGCUGGGACAGUCCUUGGGGUCCUGGUAGGCCUGGAUGGCACAUUGAAUGCAGUGCAAUGAGUUCUUGCUAUUUAUCUCAUAAAUUUGAUAUUCAUGGUGGUGGAAUUGAUUUGAUCUUUCCUCAUCAUGAAAAUGAGAUUGCUCAAAGCUGGGCUGCUGACAACGAGAGCCGUAUCAGUUAUUGGUUGCACAACGGGCAUGUGACUAAUAACAAUGAAAAGAUGUCGAAAUCCUUGGGCAAUUUUUUCACGAUUCGGCAGAUUACCGAACGUUACCAUCCACUUGCUUUGAGACAUUUCUUGAUUAGUGCUCAUUACAGAUCUCCGCUAAAUUACUCCAUCGAUCAACUGGAGACAUCGUCUGAUGCUGUUUAUUAUAUAUUUCAGACUCUUGAAGAUUGUAGAGAAGCUUUAUCACCGUUACUACAAGAGGAUACUGAGAAGAAAGAAAAAGUGCCUCAACUUAUUGAUGCUGCGAAGGAGUGUAUUAAGAAGUUAAAUGUCGAGUUUCAAACAAAAAUGUCAGAUGAUUUACAGACAGUAGUUCUAACCGGUGCUCUCCUAGAGGCCUUGAAAUUCGUUAACAAUUCUUUGAAGAUGCUGAAGAAAAAGAUGCAGCAAAGAGCACAAUUGCAAUUGGUUCAUUCUCUAUUGGAAGUUGAGAAAGAAGUUAAAAAAGUUUUGAGUGUACUAGGAUUGUUACCUUCUCUGUCCUAUGCCGAGGUUCUGCAGCAGUUGAAAGAUAAGGCCUUGAAGAGAGGCGAUUUGACAGAAGAUGAAGUGCUACGUCUGAUUGAAGAAAGAAGACAAGCUAGGAUAAAUAAGGAUUUUGCCAAGAGUGAUGACGUAAGGACCGGUUUAACAGCAAAGGGUAUUGCGCUGAUGGAUGUCGGCAAUGAAACAGUUUGGAGACCAUGCAUCCCAAGUGAACCGGUUGUUGCACAAGCGGUUUUGACAGGCGAGAAGACACCUAAAGUAGAAGAAAAACUGUCAACACUUGCCGUCGGUCAAAAGGCGGAGGAAAAAUCUGCGGAUCCUAAAGGGAAUGGACCACCUGCAUCUUCAACAUAAAUGUUGAAUUGAUAUUCCUUUAUAGCUAUAUGAUUAAUACAGAACUAUGUUAUAAUUUAUCAAUUUUAUAACGAGGCUUCAAGAUUGUAUAUCAUUUUGAAGUUAUCAUUUUAGAAUAGGAAGUUUAUCAUUUUACAUAUUUUUUUGAGGUGAGAAUUACAAAGUCGCACAAAGUGAACGAUGAUUUUCUUAUAAGAUUUAUUUAAAGGUUUACUUUAUAGACA
This is a messenger RNA of Vicia villosa (hairy vetch), 2052 nucleotides long. Its product is annotated as cysteine--tRNA ligase 2, cytoplasmic-like. Gene Ontology annotation, biological process: cysteinyl-tRNA aminoacylation. Gene Ontology annotation, cellular component: cytoplasm. NCBI's taxonomy places the organism in Eukaryota, Viridiplantae, Streptophyta, Magnoliopsida, Fabales, Fabaceae. Gene Ontology annotation, molecular function: ATP binding; cysteine-tRNA ligase activity. The coding region runs from base 167 to 1828 and encodes 553 amino acids. The transcript has 10 exons. The record is from RefSeq and is a predicted model, not a curated record.